Molecule: messenger RNA, 2134 nt
Organism: Notechis scutatus (mainland tiger snake)
Lineage: Eukaryota; Metazoa; Chordata; Lepidosauria; Squamata; Elapidae
Product: sterile alpha motif domain-containing protein 12-like
Biological process (GO): cell surface receptor protein tyrosine kinase signaling pathway
Cellular component (GO): cytoplasmic side of plasma membrane
Molecular function (GO): protein binding
Source: RefSeq, a predicted model, not a curated record
AUUUGAAAUCAGAAAAGGAGGAGACUGAGGAAGGGGAGGGGAAGGAGCUGACAAAAUCUCGAGGUAUGUUUGGAGAUUAGCACAAAGGCGAGGAACAACUCCACCACUGAGACAGGCUGAAACUGAGGGACAAAGACUGUGAGUAUCUUAAAGGCCAUUCUAGAUCUUCCCAGUGGACAAGAUUCAAUACCUGGCAUGGGUCCACGACAUCGGUAAUCCUAGGAAUAUUUAAUUCCACUUCUACAGCAUUGUGUAUUGUUCAGCUGCUUCACAGCCUUUUGUGCUUGCCUGCUUCAGCUCAUGAUCCCGAUGGAGAGCAAUGCUAAGAAGGGAUUGGGAGACUUUAAUGGCAUGGAGAAAUCACAGGCACAGUCUGCAGGCUUAGAGAAGGGUUCAAAGGAAGAGGAAGCAAGGCGGCCAGUGGCACAGUGGACAGCAGCCGAAGUGUGUGCCUGGCUCAGAGGAAAAACCUUGGGAACCCCAGGCAGCCCACUACUGGAGGCAGCCAAUAGCCAUGCCAUCUCUGGCAAGGCUCUCUUGCGCCUCUCCGAGGAAACCCUGGAGCGCAUGGGCAUAGCACCAAAGAGCCUGCGGGAGGAGCUAUUGCAAGAGAUUCUCCUCCUGCGCAUUCAGCAAGAAAUGGAAGAUUUGCUGGACAUUUCAGAUGAAUAACUCAGGAGAUCCAGCAGGUUAAAAUCGCAACUGUAUGGAAAGCAGCCAUCUUGAAGCAUCCUCUAAAAUUGGUUAUUGGUGUCAGCUGCGCCUCCAGUUGAUUGUGGGUUCAUGAAUCGGAGAACGAAAAUCCAGCCGUUUGAGACUGGGACUCCAUUCUUCAUGCCCAGUGCAAGUUCUUUUGCAGGAAAGUAUGGACAUGGAAAAGGAGGCCUUUCUGUUAUUAUUACCCCAAAUGGAAAGACUCGUUGAGAGCUGUUGAAAAUGAAAUUUCCAUACUGGGCUAUUCUGCAGCAAUGAACUGCAGAAUCAAAUUCUUCGGAGAGUAUUCAAGGUUUCCUGGUCACCUUAAGAACAAACCUAUUCACAUCAUCUAAUAUCAGAGACAGACAACCUGGUGCCUGCUAGAUAUUUUGGGCAACACCCCAAUGCCUUGAGAUUGUUCCAUGGGAAAUGGAAGUCCAAAACAUCUGCAGAGAGACAGGCUUCCUAUUUAUUAAACCACAGUAAUGCUCUAGAGUCAGCAGCCACAGCAUUUGUACUUGUGUCAUAUUUAACCCUUGUCUCUUUUCAGACAAAUAUUUAUAUCAUUGACAGGGUUAGGCAUUGUUUUUCCCUGCUCCAAGUUCAAAUCCUCUGCUCCAAAUACCAUCUGUUUGGGAUGGUAUAAGGAUUCCUUCCUUGAAUAGAGGGUUGGACUAAAAGACCUCCAAGACCGAAAGGUCUUUUCAGUCACAUGAGUCUAUGAUGCCGGGAAAUUCCUUUCAGUUCCUUGCCUCCUGAAAGCCAAACCCCUCUCUUCCACCUCUUCCUGGCAACCUUUGGAAAGAACCUGUAGCUUCCCAAAUAGGAGAAAAAGUAUUGAUCAGCAUUUUUUGAACUUCCACACAUUUUAAUACUUUUGCUAUUUGUUAUAUUGAUAUGUGUUUUUUAAUUCUGGAGUACCUUAAUACCCAUGUAUUUUGCCUGGUAUUUCUCCACUCGCAAUUUCACCUCUCCAGCACAGUCUUAAUUUCCCGGACUGCUUCCCGUCUUUAUGGUGGCCAUUUUGACCACCGCUGCAACUUGUCUUUGGAGGGGGUUUAUCUUGUCAGGGAACCUCCAAGCGAUUCUCCCUUUCUUCACCACCCCUCCAGGGUGGUUCCGGUCUCAACUGGGACCCUACAACAAGUGAGCUCGGAGCAAAACCGCGCACAAUCAUGGAUUCCUCUCCAACCACAACAGAAGAGCAACCAGAAGUCUUGAUAUGUGUUAUUUUAUUUCUAGAAUAUUCCAAGAACAAAUAUUGAUUGGCAGAUAAGAUUUUUGUUUUUAAGGCCAACGUUUUGUAAAUAAAAUCAUGCCCAUUUAAUGUCAACACAAAAGAGACAGCAUUGAGAAUUGUACUUCUUAGAUCUGUAAGUUACAUCCGUCCUGGCCCAGAAAGACUUUUGUUAUGACCAUCUUGUGCCUAGCAUUUGUU